This is a messenger RNA of Rhododendron vialii, 699 nucleotides long. RefSeq lists its product as uncharacterized. Lineage: Eukaryota; Viridiplantae; Streptophyta; Magnoliopsida; Ericales; Ericaceae. The coding region runs from base 1 to 699 and encodes 232 amino acids. The record is from RefSeq and is a predicted model, not a curated record. The transcript is spliced from 2 exons.
AUGUCCCUUUUUCUCCGGAACGAGUCUUCGGACGAUGCUCUUUUAUGUAAGGUCUUCCCCGCCAGCCUCGGCAACUUGGGUCUUAUAUGGUUUAACCAGCUCCCAGCACGGUCGAUUUCCUCUUUUGACUCCCUUUGCGAUGCCUUCAUGGCUCGGUUCGUCACAAGCAACAAGCACGAGAAGGAAAUUGAUUCCCUCCUCGCUCUCCGAAAGCGAAAUGAUGAAACACUUCGACAGUACGCCGGUCGCUACUGGGAGUUGUUCAAUGAAAUAAAAGGAUGUGACGGUCUCAUCUCAGCCCGAGGAUUCAAGCUCGGCCUCACCCCCCAAGACGAGCAACUCAUCGAAUCUAAAGCCGAAAGAGGCAUGGGGAAGCCCACAAGCUCAAAAACCACCUCUGCUUCUGUUUCCAUUCCUGCUCCUGUAUCUGUCUCGAUCCAAAAGAAGCAGAUCAACAUCAUGCAGGCCCAGAGGAAAGGACCGAAGCCAAAUGAUUUCAACGCCGAAAAGACCGUCUUUACCAUUCCUAUCUACCAGAUCAUAGACCAAGUAAAGGAUCAGCCCUUCUUCUCCUUCCCGAAUCAGAAGCUUGGAACCGAAAAUGGGAAGAUCAAAAACCCUAUCGUUCGGUGCAGUUACCACAACGAACAAGGUCACUUCACCACCGCUUGCAAACCCUUUAAGUCUUAUUUAGAAUAG